AUGCUCUUCAGCAGAUCCACUGUCGCACUCUUGCUUGCCACACUUACUCAUCUCUCAUUGAUCGCGGCUGAAAAUGCAGAAGACAGUGUCAAAGUAAAGGGCGGCCGCGGCGGAGGCAAGAGGCCUCCCCCACCUAAAAAGACCAAGCCGUCGCAUCAGCCGGUACCGACACACGCAGCGGGCACAGGCACCGGAUUCGGCGGCGGCAAGCAGGAUUUUGAUCCCAGGGGUCUCUUUUGCAAUGUUGACAGCGAUUGCACUGAUGCGGGCUACCCAUUCUGCCGGUGCGCCUAUGUCUUGUUCGGCAUGCAGGUUGGACAGAAUCCCGAGUUUACAUAUCUCUGUGCUAGCCACUGUGGUGCUAAUGGCUGUCUCCCCAACUGCGAGAACUGCAUGCCGUGCAAGAGGGAUUUGAGCGAUGAAACGACUCGGACUCUGGAGGCAGAGUUGUUUGAACUGGAAUACUCUUAG
Molecule: messenger RNA, 471 nt
Organism: Pyricularia grisea
Lineage: Eukaryota; Fungi; Ascomycota; Sordariomycetes; Magnaporthales; Pyriculariaceae
Exons: 2
Coding region: 1-471 (156 amino acids)
Source: RefSeq, a predicted model, not a curated record